AUGGCUGCCGUCGGCCUGCUGCUGUUGCUGCUGGCGGCGGCGACGCCUGUCUGCGGCGGGAGUCUGGUGGCUGUGAACUCGGGCGUGGAGGUCACUAGGGGUCGCUCGGUGUUCGUCACAGAGAGGGAGCUGAAGAUCAGCGUGGGCCCGACCGCAGACUGUAAGGUGGAGGUGGUGAUGAACGAACCCGUCAGUCAGAGGGUGGGGAGGCUGACCCCGCAGGUGUUUGACUGCAGCUUCCUGGAGGACGAGGUGAAAUACGUCCAUGACGGCAGUCCUCUGCUGGACGAGGACACAGUGAUGCUGAGAGUCUACAGGUUCACAUCCUCAGACACGCUGGUGGAGACGGUGGUUCUGCAGGUUCUGGUGGUUGACUCGGGGUCCAGCGUGGUGGAGCUGGGCACCUCUCCGCUCGUGGUCCCUCUGUUCUAUGGUUUAUCCAACGCCAUCGACGGCUCCGUCCUCAACAUCCGGACCACGCCGGACCUGGUCUGCAUCGUCAGGCUGAUGACCACCGACACCAGCGUCCCCGCUCUGGGUCAGCUGGUGAGGGAGGAGGACUCCACACAGAGGAAGGGCAGAGAGACGGUGGCGCUCUGUCCCGGAAACAGACCCUGUCGUCAUGACACCAAGGAGGUACGUUUCCUCAAAACCAGCUGCCAGGACUUCCUGAGCUCCGGUCUGAAGUACCAGCACCUCAGCCCUCCGUCACCGGAGAUCGACUACAUCCCCAUCAGGGUGGAGCUGAGGGAGCAGGGCACCAGGGCUCUGCUGGAGGCAGAGUCGGUGUGGUUGCCGGUUCUGAUCCAUGGCGCAAUGCAGAACCAGCCGCCCCAGGCCGCUUUCAUGGCCUCCUUCAUCCUCGAGGUGGACCAGUUCAUCCUCACCCCUCUCACCACGGCCUCCCUGGACGCCAAGGACCAUGAGACGCCGCAGGAGAGGCUGGUUUUCAACGUGAUGGCCCCGCCUGCUGAGGGCUACGUCACCCACCUGGAUGACCACACCAAGCCCAUCACGUCCUUCACGUGGCUGGACCUCCACGAGAUGAAGGUGGCCUACCAGCCGCCCAACAGCAGCCAAUCAAACCGCAGGAACUACGAGGUGGAGUUCCAGGCUAUAGACAGUUCCUACAUGACCAGCCCACCCAUUGUGGUCCACAUCUCCAUCAGGGUGGCGGAAACAAACGCCCCCAGAGUCUCCUGGAACAUGGGUUUGGACCUGCUGGAGGGUCAGUCCCGACCAAUCACUUGGGAGGAGCUGCAGAUAGUGGACAACGACAACAUCGAUGCAGUCUAUCUGGUGGCUGUGGACGGGCCUCUUCAUGGACGCCUUAGCGUCAGAGGCGGGAAGGCGUUCAUGUUCCGCGUACGGGACCUGCGGGAGGGCGUGGUGGUCUACCACCACUCGGACAGCGACACCACGCGCGAUCACGUCGUGUUCCGCAUCAGCGACGGCCUCCACAGCAUCCGCCACAGGUUCCCCAUCAACGUGCUGCCCAAGGACGACUCGCCGCCGUUCCUCAUCAACAACGUGGCGGUGGAGGUGCGGGAGGGCGGCGCCGUGCGGCUGGAGGAGUACUUGCUGCUGGCCUCCGACCUGGACUCCAACGACGACUACAUCCUCUACCAGGUGAGCUCCGCCCCCCGGGCGGGGCAGCUGGUCCGGAAGACCUCCGCCCACGAAACAGGAGAUCCUGUGGACAGUUUCCUACAGAGAGAUCUGAUCCAGGGUCAGAUCUACUACCAACACUCGGGAGAGGAGCAGUUCGAGGACUCCUUCGACUUCACGCUGUCUGACAGCCACCAGCCGCCCAACCUCUCCCAGACAUAUACGGUGGUGGUCCACGUCUUCCCGGUGAAGGACCAGCUGCCGGUGGAGGUCUCCGGCAGCGUUCGCUCUCUGACGGUGAAGGAGACCGAGGUGGUCUACGUCACCCAGGCUCACCUCCACUUCACGGACAGAGAGCAUCCUGACGCGGACCUGACCUAUGUCAUCACGCAGCCCUGCUUCAGCCCACUGCAUCCUGGGCUGAUGGAUGCAGGACGUCUGUUCUACACAGACAGCGCCAACAGCAUGAAGAGAGACCACAUGGUGCCGGUGUUAAAGUCCUUCACACAGCAUGCAGUGCACCACAUGAAAGUGGCCUUCAUGCCCCCCGUGGAGGACAUCGGUCCGGAGCCGCUGUUCGUCCAGUUCAUCUUCUCCGUCAGCGACCACCACGGCGGCACCGUCUCCGGCCUCUUCUUCAACAUCACCAUCACCCCCGUAGACGACCAGGCGCCAGAGGCCUUCACCAACCUGCUGCGGGUGGAGGAGGGCGGAGGGGCCUUCCUGACCGAGGAACACCUCCUGGUUCAGGACCGGGACAGCCGGGAGGAGGCUCUGAGGGCGGAGGUUCAGACGACGGCUCGCCACGGUCGGCUGGAGCUGCAGGGCCGAGCGCUGCUGCAGGGAGACGGAUUCACCCUGCAGGACCUGAGAGGACUCCGAGUCAGGUACAUCCAUGAUGACUCUGAGACCACCGAGGAUGAAGUCCAUCUGAAGGUGACGGACGGUUUGAACUCAGUAGACGUCGUCCUGCCGAUACAGGUCCUGCCGAUGAACGACGAACCUCCCCAGCUGGGUGGAGGGCCGGGGGAGCUGAGCUGCGAGGAGGCGGGGCGGGUCCAGGUAACGGUGGACUACCUGUCGGCUACAGACCGGGACAGCGAUGACUCCAGACUGACCUACAUGCUGGCCCGGAGCCCAGGCAGAGGGGAGCUACAGAGAGCCGGAUUGACCGUGGACAAGUUCUCCCAGCAGGACCUGCUGCAGGGACACAUCUACUAUGUCCACACAGGAGGAGAGAUUGGACCUGAGCCGGUGUUUGACACCGUCACCCUCAUCAUCUCUGACGGCGAGGCUGGUGGGACGGACGGUUGUUGCCACGGAGACGCCCCGCCCCCUCCCGUGCCUCUCCACGGCACGCUUCCUGUGUACGACCUCAACAUCACCGUUCUCCCUGUCAACAACAAAGUACCCACCGUCACUCUGGGUGAUUCCAUGUUGGUGGUGGAUGAGGGCUCCUCCGUCUGUCUGUGUGGGGGGGUCCUCGGGGCCUCAGACCCUGACAGCCCCCCCGACCGGCUGACCUUUCACCUGGAGACUCCUCCUCUGCACGGCUUCCUGGAGAACACGCUGCCGACGCCCGGAUCCGAGAAGAGCAACGCAGGAGUGCGAGUCGAAUCCUUCAGUCUCGUCCACCUGACCUCCGGUUUCAUCAACUACGUCCAAUCAGAGAGCAAAGGGGUGGAGCCGACCGUUGACCAGUUGUCCAUUAGCGUGAGCGACGGGCUGCACCGCUCUGCCCCCGUCCCCUUCUACAUCAUCAUCAAUCCAACCAAUGACGAGGUGCCUUCGCUGCUGCUCGCCAACUUCACUGUGAAGGAGGGCGGGAUGAGGGAGCUGACUCCGUCCAUACUGAACGGCUUCGACCUGGACGCCCCCCUGGACGUCCUGACCUUCAUAUUGCUGCAGCCGCCGGCUCACGGCAGCCUGAUCAACGGCAUCUACGGCACAGAGACCAGCCGCUACAAGGAGAUGGGGGCCGACCUCCUCCAGAGGAGCCUCCCCGUCACCUCCUUCACCCUGCAGGAGCUCCGACAAGGCAUGAGGAUCGUGUACAUGCACGAUGACACGGAAACCCUGGAGGACGCCGUGGCUCUGCGGCUGACAGAUGGCGUCCACACAGUCCAGGGGACGGCUCGGGUCACCGUGCUGCCGGUCAACGACGAGAAACCACGACUGCUCAAGAACUCUGGGUUGGAGUUGGGCUCCGGCGAGAGCAGGGUGAUUUCCAGCGUGGCUCUGGAGGCCCAGGACCUGGACACCCCCCCUAACCAGGUGCACUACUUCCUCAACGCCGCGCCGCGUUUUGGAAAACUGCGGCUCAAGACAGAGUCGGGUUGGACCGAGCUGUCGGCGGGUCAGAAAUUCACUCAGGAGGACGUUGAGAUGAACCGCCUGUGGUACGCUCACACCGGAGCCGCCGCUGCUGCCGGGUUCAAAGGUCACGACAGCUUCCGCUUCACCCUCAGCGACCUGGACAACGAGAGCCCCGCGCAGAGCUUCUUCAUCUCCGUCCACACCGUGCGGAAAGGCGACUUGGUGCUUCUGAGCAAGGCAGUGCGUCUGAUGGAGGGGCAUCGCGUCGUCCUGAACACCGACAUCCUGCUGGCGUCAGACUCGGCCGGUCGUCCGGAGGAGCUGGUCUACGCGGUGUCGGUCCCACCGCGACACGGCCUCGUCCACGCCGUCCAGCAGCCGGGCGUCCCCCUGACCGCCUUCACACAGUUGGACGUGGCCGCCCACCGGGUCUGCUACACCCACGACAACAGCCACCAGGCGGAGACGGACUUCUUCAGUUUUGUCGUCACCAACGGCGACUCGUCCCGCAGCGGCACCCUCCACUUCACCAUCGAGCACGGUGACCGCAUCCCGCCGACCCUCCACCUGAACACGGGCCUCCGGCUGCAGGAUGGCUCCACGGAGACCGUCUCCUCCGACCGGCUGCAGCUCACCGACCCCGACACCACCGCCGCCAACCUGAGCUACGUCAUCACUCAGCUGCCACUCCACGGCAAACUGCUGCUGAGAGGCGUCCCUCUGUCACCGCCGCUGACCUUCUCCCAGACGGACGUGGACGAGUUGAACCUGGCUUACCGGCACGACCCGGGUAGCCCGGCGGACAUUGACAGGUUCUACUUCCUGCCGAUGGACGGGAUCAACAGAGGAUACCUUGAGUUUGGACAGCUGAGAGAGGAGCCGGCUGUCUUCAACAUACAGGUGGAUCGCGUGGAUAGGUUACCUCCCAGUCUGACCAGCAGGCGGAGUCCCAGUACAGUGGUGGAUCUGGGCGGUGGGCGAUACGGCAUCCUCAUCACUUCCAAACAUCUGCAGGCCUCCGAUCCUGACAGCCCCACGGAGGAGCUGGAGUUCUCCAUCACCAGACCGCCACACUUUGGCUACCUGGAGAACGCCCUCACAGGAGCUUACAUCAAAGGCCGCUUCACCCAGCGGGACGUGGACCAGCGCUCUGUGGUGUUCGUCCUCCCGGCCGACAUGGAGGUGACGGCCGACAGCUUCCUGUUCCGCCUCACUGACCCGGCAGGAAACACCAUGCUACCCGAAAUACUGGAGCUGUCCUGGUCCCGGGUGGAGCUGUCGGCGACCUGCUACAGAACCUGCGAGACCUCUGGGACGCUCCAGAUCCAGAUCCAACGCAGCGGGAAGAGCAUGGACCCAGCGUACGUCGCCAUCCAGGUGGAGGAGGGAUCGGCUAAACCCGGCAGGGACUUCACUCACAGCACAGCCGGUCUCAUCCAGUUCGAUCCAGGAGUCAGUUUGAAAACCUGGAACAUUUACCUCAUGGAUGAUGGUCUGGAAGAAAACCACGAGACCUUCACUGUCACCCUGAAAAACCCCAAAAACGCCGUCUUGGGACAGAGGAGCUCCGCUAGCGUGGAAAUCAUCGACCCCAGAGGAGGACGCUGCGAUCCAGACGACCUGAAGGUGGAAGAGGAUGAGACACGACUCCCACCUCCUCCUCCUCCUCCUCCUCCUCCUCCUCCUCAUCCUCCUUCCCUCCCAGAUCCUCUGGAGAAGGAGGACGCUGUCACUGACAUCGAGGCGGAGCUACUGUGGGAGAACCGGCCUCACCCUCCACGAGGCGAUGUCCCAAACCGCCGGCCCUACCUGGACUACGGAGACGGGGAACCACAGGACCAGGCGGGCCCCGGCGGCUACGGCCACGUCCGCUACCACAGCAGGCAGCUGCCAGGGGCGGCCACUGGGAGCACUGGGAGAAUUGGCCACAGGGUCAGACAUGGAGGACUGAAGGUCCAUCGGUCCGGAGAGAGGAGGUCUGAGGAGAAGGUCUGGACGUUCCACAGUCUGACUCCUCUCCGGGUGGAGGAGCUGAAGCAGGGGGACGCCGGGUGGAGCCAGUUGCAUCCCGGUCGCCCCCCGCAGGACCUCCGAGUCAGAGAGCCUCCUCAGAUGGACCAUCCAGGACCCAGACACCAACCGGAGCUACGCCAGCGCAAGACGGGGAAGGCGAUCAGCAGCUCCUGUCCUGACGGUUGGACUCACUACAGGAGGAACUGCUACAUGGUGGGCUCGUCUGUUGCCAGCUGGGCCAGCGCCGAGAGGAGCUGCUCUCUGCUGUUUAACAGCAGUCUGACCAGCGUGCGGUCCAGAAGAGACAUGGCCUGGCUAUGGAAGUUCGCAGGGAGGAAGCCAUUUUGGAUCGGUCUGUCUGGAGGUGCGGGUCGCUGGAUGUGGGCUGAUGGUCGGACGCUCUCCUUCUCCAGACUGAGGGGGUCUGAAACCGGCGUCGGCUCGGACUGCGUGCUGGUCGAAAACCCCAGAAGCUGGAUCUCCACAAGCUGCUCCCCUGAAACUCAACACACAUUCAUCUGUUCGUCGCCAGCUCACACUCACUGAGAGGUUUACCGCUACUGUCAUAACAGCCUCUGUGAACAUGUUAAAGUCAUAUUUAAUGAUACGCGAUGAUGCUGCUCUGUACAUUAGUUUUCAUAUUUUUGUCAUAAUAAAGAUCGC
Messenger RNA from Anoplopoma fimbria (sablefish), 6600 nucleotides. It is a transcript of the gene frem1b, whose product is annotated as Fras1 related extracellular matrix 1b. The record is from RefSeq and is a predicted model, not a curated record. Gene Ontology annotation, biological process: cell communication. Lineage: Eukaryota; Metazoa; Chordata; Actinopteri; Perciformes; Anoplopomatidae. Gene Ontology annotation, cellular component: membrane.